This is a messenger RNA of Amaranthus tricolor (Joseph's coat), 6451 nucleotides long. Its product is annotated as non-specific lipid transfer protein GPI-anchored 14-like. The record is from RefSeq and is a predicted model, not a curated record. The transcript is spliced from 5 exons. Bases 5597 to 6175 code for a protein of 192 amino acids. Lineage: Eukaryota; Viridiplantae; Streptophyta; Magnoliopsida; Caryophyllales; Amaranthaceae.
UUAAACAUCAUUCAUGUUUUUGCUGGUUAUAAUAUCAUUCACUGAUCAAACCCAUGGAGACAAGUCUAUUUCUUAGCCUUCAUUGCCCCCUCUCCAUUGGGCAAACAUCACAAUGAUACCGGAGGAAGUGUUGCGCUAGUACCUUAGUGCAUGAAUUAAAUCUACUGAUUUAUGACCACUGACCAGUGAUGAAAACUGUGUGUCGGCAAUCAGCACACUCAAAAUGACUUCAUGUGUUACUGGUGAUAGAAAAUUACUUAAGAUCUGUUUAUUAUUUUUGUGGCAGUCGUAGUUGCUUUCAAAUUUUUAUCGUAUUCUUUCUUGUACUCUAGUCAUGUCCACUCUCGAUGGAGCAAUGGUUUUUAGUUUCUUUCAUAUCGGAUCAUAAUGAACUAUAAUUAAAUGGUUCUAAAAUCAUUUGCACCUCUUAUUUUAUGUGAAGUUAUUGGUGAUGAUUGCAAUCAAGGGUCAGCUGAAAAUAACCUUUGUUAUUAUAAUGAGGUUGCGUACAUUCGACUUUGAAAUACUGCCUAGUUGGGAGCCAGCUCACAUUGGGAUAUUUCCAUGUUCUAAUCCUCGCACUUUUGUCAUUUUGAAAGUUGCUUGGAAGCUUUGGCAAUUCUGUUGUAGUCUGUGAGGUGCUUGUACUAAGAAUAAAUUGGUCUGUAAGAGUUAAAACUGGUGCAGAAUACUUUAAUUUCUCCAGUUUUUACUAUGUGUCAACAUGAUUGCCUCCCAUAAGAGGCAUAUAUGCCUUUUAGCAGAUAUUCUUUGUUUUUACACUUGCUGCUCCCUACUAGCUAUUGUACAAUAAUUGGAUAAAAUCCUGUAUAACACGCAAUGCUUCCACAAAAUCACAAUUUUCUGCACAUUAAUACGUUAUCUACCUUUGCAUGCUAUAUUUUUGGGUUCGUGAGGAUUUUAAUGAUAUGAAAGGAUUCCUUUCAAUGUUGGUUACAAUCUUUUUAUUUGUCUUGCCUUGAUUGUUAUUCAUGUCCUAGACUAUUCUUGGGUUAUUUUUGUAUGAUUAUUGUUUGUGUCUUUAUGAUUAUUUAUAUUUCUUUUGUUUAUGUUAUUGGUUUUUAUAACUUGUUUUGUCAUGUCUUGUCUUGUUAUUUGUCUUGCCUAUGCUGUUACAUGAUUUGGGUUUUUUGUUUUUGUUUGCAAGUCAUCCUCGAGCCUAGGGGUUCACUUGCUGAAACUUCCUUUUCUCACUUGAUAAGCGUAUGGUCUUCGCAGGCUACCCUCUCCAAACCCUCAUCAUAGUCUCUAUGUGCGAGAUAUACUGAAUACGGUGAUAACGAUGAUGAUGCUUGAUAAUUCUAACUCUUUGCUUCUGGAGUUGUGGUCAUCCUUGAUCAAUUCCCGGUACUAUAUGGUAAUGAGAUUCAGUCAUACAGGCAACUUGACAACAUUAUUCAACAGCAAGUGUAUGCUUACAAUCACCUUACUAGUAAAAGUCAUGACUCUAUGACCCACUCAAUGUCCUUUACUGCGAUCUUCGCAGCCUGGCAACUACCACCUACAGUGAAUGAGGUAAACACAUUCAUUUAUUCUUGGACUCAAAUAACAUCAUACUCAGAGUUAGAUUCAGCCAUAAUGUUCUAUUAUUUAAACGCCAUUAAGUUCCUUCUAGGUGAGAUUUGAAGGUCCAAAUACAUGAAUUACACUUGUAAUAUCAAAAAUAGUCUCUGACUAACCCUUGAUUAUAUGGAAAAAAUAUUAUAACUAAAAUCUAAAAAUAGGCUAGUACUGGAAUUAAAUGUGUUGUAGUGCUGCUCCAGCUAUGAUGAGAAUGAAUAGUUGGGAAAAUCAUUCAUGAUUGGGCAUAUGAUAACAGUUGCUUAUUUAAUGAAACGUUUCCCAACUGUUAACCCUCUUAUCAUUAAAUAUAGAUAACCGUAGCCCCCAUGUUAUAAAUUUUUGUAUCAAAUGGUGGUGAAAAAUGAGAGGACGUGCAGGCUGUAAAUGGAAGGUCUUGUACUGCUUUGGAAUAAUGCAUAUAUAUAUAAUAUAUGUAUAUAUAUAUGCUCUAGUUUUUAACUUAAUUGCUUGAUGUGAAUUGUGAAUUGAUAAAAAACGCCUUUCUAUAUUUAGAUAACUAACAGGGAAUGAUGUAUUAAAAGCAUGUAAAAAACAAAUUGUAGGAAUCAAGUCAAGGGUACCAUUGACGCCCUCCUCUCUUUUUCUAAAGGUUCAAUGUAGUUUUUUUAUUAGUCCCUCUGACCUAUGAAAAAGCACUAUAUAACUCAAAAAAUUCUCAUAUAUUUUAGUCAUAUGAUACUUUUUCAUAAGGAAUGAGGGAGUAUAUGUUUCUUCUUUUGACAGCCCCCCCUCCCUUUUUUAUAGGUUCUAUGUUGUUUUUUUUUGGUAUAAGUUUCUUCUUUUUUCUAAAGGUUUUGUGUUGUUUUUUUAGAAUAUGUUUCUUCUUUUUAGGUGAGACUUAAUAUGUAAAAAGCUCUUAGAAACUAAACAUCUCACCUUUCACUUAGUAUGCAAAAAUCCCACCUAGGAAAGCUUUUUGGGAAUAUGUUGCAAAUUCUACCGGACUAACUAUUGAAGGAGUAUUUUAAAUGUAGUGUUAUUGUGAUUUUAGCCACUUUUUGCCUAAAGCGAGUUGUUCCUUUUUAUAUUAGUAAAUAUUAAGUCAUUAGCUUUGUUGCCCUUAUCCUGCUUCAAAUUUCCGAGUUUAUCAAUCAAUGAAUGUAUCGACUAGUCUAACUUCAACAAUUUUGUUGCAUUUAGGGGUGGUGCUUGAUGGACAAUUAGUUUGUAAAUGAAUUACAAACCACUAAAUGACCUAGUCAAAAACUCAAAAUCAAUUAAAUCUGUCAUAGGAAGUUCAAAUACGGCGCACCUUGAAAUAGAUAGAACAAAACUUAGCUUGGAUGAUGCUAAAGAUUUUAGCAACUGUCGUGAAUACAGACACACACAAGUGAAGAAGAUGAAAAGAGGAGAGAAAAACAGAGUCGACACAAAUACACACACUAACAAUGUUAAUAAAAAAUAACACAAAGUAGCCUCCUCCAAUUUAAAAGAUUUAUUUAACUUGAUGUUAAUUCCACAAUUACAUUAAGUUUACACACUCUCAAACUCACUCUUUAGAGUUUGGUUUACACUCCUAUAGAGUUUACUCACAAUACAAGCACAAUUUCUCUCACAAAGGUUCUAACAACAUAGAACAAAAAGAUGCUUGCACUCAACAUCCUAGUCCUUCCGACUUUUGAACCGUCUUUUGUAAACCCAAGAGGUCAGAGAGAGCUUAAAUUAGAAUUCUGUAAUAUACUCACUACUAGCUAAUAUGGUUUUGAUAGCUUUGCUUGACCGAGCAACUCAUCUGCUCAGUUGAACAUACCAUCUGAAAGCCUACUGCUUGCUUGAUGCUACUUGGCUUGUUCAUCAAGUAGCCUAAGGCUUACUUGAGCGCAUUUUCUUCACCCUUAUUUGCAUCAAACUCUUGGCAUAUGUGAGCCUUUGCUUACUCAUCAAUACCCUCAUCAAUGCAAGCCAUUGCUUGCACAACAAGUGCUUAAACACGUCAUCUCCAAUUGAUGAUUUGGUUCUUGACUCAACAACAACUUUUAGGACUAGAUUUAUUUUGGGUGCUUAGCUUUUUUAAGAAAAGUAAUAUUGUGUGGUGUUUGUAUUUUAUAUCAUUAUAUUCGAAAUAUAUUUUAAAACUUGUCUUUAAAUUGUAAUUUAUUAUGUGUUGUAACUAAUUAUGUUAACUUCUUAUGAUAUGAAUAUUAACUUAUACAAAUUCAAAAUGUCUGUAUAAUGUUCAAGUAUCUUGCGAUUGUGAUGAUCUAAUGCGGUAGUUGAGGUAAACAAAGAGUUAGAACAACACAGAUACUGAUUGUUCGAAUGCCUUUGCUCCUUUAUAAUUGGUUGAGGUACGUAUUUUUAAUAGCUUGCGAGAACGUUAGCCAUCAUGCUAUUGUGUCCUUUUAAAUUUGUUAUAUUACGCUGAUUGUAAUGUAACAAAUUCAAAGAGAUAAAUGAAAUAAUCCAUAACAAAUCAUGUUGGAUACGGGAAUUGAAGAUGGAUGUUUUCACAUUAACCCAAUUGAAAAGGAAGGAAAGGAGAAAGGUAUUUGACAACUAAUUAAUUCAUAGUGGUUUACUUAAAGAGAAUAUGGAUUAUUGUUGAGAUUAUGGUUCUUAACUCCUCAUUUAACCCAUUACCUACCCCUUCCACCGCUUUCCCUAAAAGAAAAAAUGCUUGAAAAGUAGCUUACCUUAGAUACUGAAUAUUUGUGUCAUGCUAUGAUGAACAAUUGACAAUAAGGUGUUUUCUGUUUUGCCAACUGAGUGGUGUGAAUCAUAUCAUUUUUAAGUGGGUCCCAUUAAUGUAUAUAGUAGUAAUACUUUCCUGUUGAUUGCACUGAAGGAAAUACAAAAUCACUCUUUGUGGACUUUUGAAAAGUAGAAAAUCUUAUCUUGUGUUGCAUUGAGUUUCUUACUGAAAGUCACAAGGAAAAACGUUAUUUUUAGUAGAAGAUUUAAAGAGACAAAUUGUGUAUGUUAUCAGUAUUUUUCAUUUAUUUUUAAUAUUUAGUGUUGAUCCUCGAUAUAAUCAUAUUAGUCUAAUACUCUGAUAUUUUAUUUUGUGGCCAGAAUUAUGAAAAACUAUUACAAGUAUUUAAGUCAAAUUUAAGUAUCCGAAUCUAAAUAACAGAAUAAAUUCUAAUAUAUAAAAAAUAGGAAUAAUAUCAGAUGUGGGGAGUGGAGACCAAACUGUCUUUAUCUUAUGUUUAGUGUCAUUUUAGAUAGUCAUCCAUAACACUAAUAAUUUCCCAACCACACUUGCCGAGGCACUGAUAAAAUUUAAAUUAAGUGAUAUGGAUCUUUAUUUAUUUGUUUUUAUUUAAUUGAUAGGGUUGAAAUUUUUUGCGUAUUACGUGGCAUAGUUUCACACUUCUAGGAGAGAUAGCACGGCACAGCCUGUUACUGGUUGCGACCUUAUGCCAGACAUAUGACCCACUUCGGCAGAAACCACAACAAUGCAACACAACACAAAUUCCAAGUUUAUGUAAUAAACUCUUCCUUCGUUCUGAAGUACUUGUAACUGAUAGUGAUAUGUUUAAUAGAAAAAUAUUAUUGUCCGUGGCAAGUAUAAUGAAACAGAAAAAGUAUAUUACUGGAGAAUGAAAAUAAAUUGAAUACUUGUUACAAUUAUCAGCCUGAUAAAAUCUUUGUGAAAUGAAUCUAGUUCAGUUUUCUCUUUUCUUGCACGGGAAGAACUCCUAUUGAUCCUUCAGAUUGAAUUCAAAAUAGGCUCUGAUUUCUAGGAUUGAGCUAUAAGAUCCAAUCUUUAAAUUGCUCUCUCUACUUGUGCAAUUUUUUUUAAAGCCAUAGACAAAAAAAAAAUCAAAUUGUCCACAACAUUUAAUGCUUUUAUAAUUUCUCCACACUGUUCCCUUCUUAUUGCCAUCUGUCAUGGGUCACUUGGCUCAGCUUUGUUCCCACACUUAUAAAGUAGCAAGCCCCAUCGAGCAUUGAUCACCCCCACUAACAAAAAGCUCAAGAGUGUUAUGCCUCUGACCUUAUUUCCUGUCCUUUUUACCUUUGUUUUCUUUUCCUGAUAUUAUUAACAAUGGCUAAAACUCACAGAAAAAUAAGCUUAUUUUCCAUUCUAGUUUUUCUACUUGUAACGUUGUGUUAUGGUGACAUAAAUCAAGAUAAACAAGAGUGUGCAAGUCAAUUAGUUGGGCUUGCAACUUGUCUCCCUUAUGUUAGUGGUCAGGCCAAAGCUCCUACACCAGAUUGUUGCGCUGGUUUCAAACAAGUUCUUAAAGAGAGCAGGAAAUGUGUUUGUAUUCUGGUUAAGGAUCGUGAUGAUCCUAGCCUUGGCUUGAAGAUCAAUGCUACCUUAGCUCUUACUCUCCCUGCAACUUGUCAUUCACCUGCUAGCGUUAAUGAUUGCCCAGCUCUUCUACACUUGGCACCCAAUUCUCCAGAGGCUAAGGUGUUCACCGAUGUUGCUAAAGCUCUUGCUCCAGCCAGCAGCACUACAGCCACUUCAACUGUUAAGCCUACUAGUGACGGCGGAGGAGGAGGGGCCAGCGCGAAGGAAACUGCUGCGAAAAACAGUGCACCAGGCAAGAGAAGAUUAAUUGCUCAAAUGCUUUAUGGAGUCUUGCUUUGGUGUUUUGUUUCACACCUAGUAUUUUAGCAUGAUCUAGUCUUUGCACUCAUUAUGUUGUGUCCCCCAUGGGACUUGAAGAUUUAUCUUACUGUAUUAUGUACUUAAUCUUAUGAAUAUGUCUUGUUUCCAAAAGGAUCUGAGUUAUAAUAAUUUAUAGUCACAGCCUCACAACUCACGCACAGGUUACUAAAGUCUUAAUCUUUUGUAAAAGAAUACUACCAUUUUAUCUUUUGUUAGUUUUGAAUCUUGAUCAAGAAAUGCUCUUGAUUGUUUUAAGAGGCAAACAAGUAGCUUGUGAUUCGA